AGAUAACUGGACGGGAACGGGAGGGAUAAAAGCCAGGCAGCGAGAGUUUGGAAUGGAGGGCAGAGCGGCCGGACACUGCUGGCUGUCUCCGCUGUGAGUCUCCCGUCUGUCGGUGUGGAUGAUGGAGGUUGAGGUGGAGAGCUGCUGGCUCAGGCUGCUCCUCCUGCUCUGCCUCAUGACUCUGCACAGCUCGGCCAUUGAGACCGUGAACUUGGUGGACUUCUGUGGCCAGACGAUCCGGGGUGACGGCAUGAUCGUCAACUCACACCAGGAAUCCAAGAAGUACUACUUUGUGACCAUGGGGACUGACUGCCACCUCACCAUGCAAGCCAGCUCCCCUAAAGACAAGGUCCAAUUCCACUACCGCUUCUUCCUGGUCUACAGUUUGCUACGAGUGGCCCCCCUGAGUCCGGCUCCCCUCUUCCCAGAGUCCCCUCUCAACCCCAGACUGGAGCCCACUUCCGGUGAGAGCUCGGGGGACCCGUGUCAUGCCGGCUCAUAUGUUCAGUUCUAUGACGGAUGGGACAGAAGCUCGCCGCCCCUCGGGCCUCCUCUUUGUGGGAAGAGUCCGCCCCGGCCAGUGUUGUCCACAGGAAACUACCUGACCCUGAGGCUGGUGACCCGGGGAACACAGCCCAGAGUCGACUUUGUGGGGGACUUCACUUCCUUCAGACUGGGUUUUAACCACUCCGAGUGCAGCAAUGAGCCCUAUUUCACCUGUAGGAAUGGGAAGUGUAUCCCUCUCAGUCUGGUGUGUGAUGAUAAAGGCAUUGACAACUGUGGGGAUGGAAGUGACCUGGAGGAGAACCUGACUACGGGUUGUAAAGCAGGUCAGCUUUUACUUCCUCAACCUCCGCCGCCAAUUGGAACCCCACCCCCACCUUUUGUGAAUCCACCCACAGUGCCAAUUCCUACACAUAUCAACUGUGGCAUGCCAAACAGCGCUCCUAGUCAUGAGUCUGUAACAGACUCCCCCAUCUCCCUGUUCCUGUUGGUUCUCUACAUCAUCCUGGGUGUGGUAGCAGGCAGCAUGGUGCUCUGCUGGUGCUGCUGGUCACCCGGUUGGUUCCUGUGGCGGGUCAGCUUCUGUCGCUUUUUACCCUGCUGCAACUCAGCCUGCGCCUCCUUCCAGCUCUGCUGCACCCACAGCAAGGAGCACCGACUGGCAAAAGUCACCCCACACACACCAGUCAAUGGGGCCCCGACAGGCACAGCGGCCACCCCCAACACUGCUGAGGAAAAUGUCACCACGGCAGCUCUUUAGAGCAGAAGGCCUGUAAGUUUGGGCGUGGGUACAGUAUGCUGAUACUGAGCUGUGAUCAGUAGUGGACAUGAGCAGUUACUGCAUUAGGCAUUGCAACAUGGCCAAGAAUCCUUAAAGUUAAGGUUGGACUCAUGCCGUCCAGUACGUAAUGCUGGAAUGAACAGAGCUGAACUGUUUUGGUGAAACUGGGAUUCGUGUGCUUUAAAUGUGAUGAUGCAGGUGAUGAGACUGCAAUGUUUAUUUUGUUUUGAAAACGUAAAGCAGGGUACAGUAUAACUAUGGAUUGU
This is a messenger RNA of Etheostoma cragini (Arkansas darter), 1551 nucleotides long. RefSeq names its product low density lipoprotein receptor class A domain containing 2 (gene ldlrad2). The transcript has 5 exons. Gene Ontology annotation, molecular function: protein binding. The record is from RefSeq and is a predicted model, not a curated record. NCBI's taxonomy places the organism in Eukaryota, Metazoa, Chordata, Actinopteri, Perciformes, Percidae. The coding region runs from base 119 to 1264 and encodes 381 amino acids.